Molecule: messenger RNA, 1537 nt
Organism: Pyricularia oryzae 70-15
Lineage: Eukaryota; Fungi; Ascomycota; Sordariomycetes; Magnaporthales; Pyriculariaceae
Product: spt3
Exons: 2
Coding region: 253-1215 (320 amino acids)
Biological process (GO): transcription by RNA polymerase II
Cellular component (GO): SAGA complex
Molecular function (GO): protein heterodimerization activity; transcription coregulator activity
Source: RefSeq, a predicted model, not a curated record
AGCCAACCUGCAGCAUGCGAGCAUGUGAGGCGCUUUCCGCUCGCGGAGUUGCUUCAAUCGGCCAUUUGAUUAUUUGUUGUUAUUAACCAUGUCAGUUUAUCUACCAGCCAUCGAUCGCACUUGACUUUGCCAACACCAUCCCCCAAGGUAAACAAGCGAAAACAAUCAUAUAGUCGCGCUCCAUCGUACAUAGUCAACAUUCCAAGCGACACCCACAUAAUAAAGACAUACCAUCUCUCCACUCGAUCGAUCAUGGCAGACAAAGAUGGAAAGCAGUACAAAUACCGCCAGGAGAUCCAGCAGAUGAUGUACGUCUCUGGGGAGACUGGCGAACCAUCUGUCGAAACCACGGGCAUGAUCGAGGAGAUUGUGCGCCAGCAGGUCAUAGAGAUCCUGCGCAACUGUACCGAGCUGGCCGCCCGUCGCGGCUCGCGCACCAUCACCAUCAACGACCUCAUCUUCCAGAUCCGCGAGGACGCCGCCAAGGUGUCCCGGCUGAGGACAUUCCUGUCGUGGAAGGACGUACGUAAGAACGUCAAGGACUCUGACGACAAGGGUGCCGACGCCGACAUAGGUGCCGGCGAGGAUCCCGUGGGAGGCGUAGUUGCCGGCCCCGUUGACGACGCCGCCAAGAAGAACAAAAAAUCAAAGGUCGGCCUGCCCUGGGAGCCCUCGUCCUUCUACAGCCAGGAAGUUCCCGAACGCGACGACGAGGAGGACGAAGAGGAGGAGGAGAUGAACCACAUCACCCUCCAGCGUCUACGGAAAGCCGAUGAGCGCACCAAGGUCAUGACGCGCGAGGAGUACGUCACGUGGUCCGAGUACCGACAAGCAUCCUUCACUUACCGCAAGGGAAAGCGAUUCAGAGAGUGGGCGGGCUUCGGUAUAGUCACGGACGGACGCCCGUCGGACGACAUAGUCGACAUUCUCGGUUUCUUGACCUUUGAAAUGGUCCAGAUGCUGACCGAAGAGGCCCUCAAGCUCAAGGAGCAGGAAGACUUGUGGAAGGAGCGCACGGGUGGCGGUGAAAAAACGAGCAAGCAGCCCAAGAUCGCUGCGCAUGGUCUCUUCCUGCCACCUAGUGAGGGCCGGACUCCAGUCGAAGCCCGUCAUGUCCAAGAGGCAUUCAGGCGCAUGCAGGGCCGCCCCAAGAAGUCGCGUGCCAUGCUCAAUGGUACAAGGCUGGCACAACACACGGCUCUCAAGCUGUUCUAAACUAUGUUUGCAAUUUUUGUUGUUGCAAGGCAGACCUAUUAUCUUCGGGGGUACCAUUACAGAGCGUUUCUUGGAUUUCGGUACUGCUAGGCAUAUACAUGUGCGCAAUGUGGCAUUUUUGCAGCCGAAAUUCAAGUUUGCCCCUCUUGACCAAAUUAUCCGCCUCUGUCAGCACCGCUGUUGGAAAGAAAUCAUGUUACCCAGGUAUCGAAGAUGCCCGGCAAGUCACUAUAAGCCUUGACAAAUUCUUGGAAAGAAACCCGAUUUUAUUGUAUGGUUACUCGCAUCACCCAAUCUUAAUGCAUCCUUUUUACAUCCGACA